This is a messenger RNA of Chaetomium globosum CBS 148.51, 2352 nucleotides long. RefSeq lists its product as uncharacterized. The transcript has 2 exons. Gene Ontology annotation, cellular component: ribonucleoprotein complex. NCBI's taxonomy places the organism in Eukaryota, Fungi, Ascomycota, Sordariomycetes, Sordariales, Chaetomiaceae. Gene Ontology annotation, molecular function: RNA binding. The record is from RefSeq and is a predicted model, not a curated record. The coding region runs from base 1 to 2352 and encodes 783 amino acids.
AUGGCCGCUCCCGUUGCCCCCGGCGCUGUCGACCAGCUUGCCGCUGAUCUUGGCAACACUAGCCUCGGCGGCGGUGACAACCGCGCCGCCCCUGCCAUCAACACCAACGUGGCUCCUGGAGAGUACCAGACUGCCGACCCCGAUACGGCUGGGCCGACCCCGAGCUCGGCUGCUCCCCACCCUCAGUCUUCGGCCUCCCUCUACGUCGGCGAGCUGGACCCGUCUGUGACCGAGGCCAUGCUCUUCGAGCUGUUCUCCCAGAUCGGCUCUGUCGCUUCGAUUCGUGUCUGCCGUGAUACCAUUACCCGCCGCUCCCUCGGCUAUGCCUAUGUCAACUACAAUUCGACCUCGGAUGGCGAGAAGGCCCUCGAGGAGCUCAAUUACACUCUCAUCAAGGGCCGCCCCUGCCGCAUCAUGUGGUCCCAGCGCGACCCCGCUCUGCGCAAGACUGGCCAGGGCAACGUCUUCAUCAAGAACCUCGACGUCGCCAUUGAUAACAAGGCUCUCCACGACACUUUUGCUGCUUUCGGUAACAUUUUGAGCUGCAAGGUUGCCCAGGACGAGAACGGCAACUCCAAGGGUUAUGGUUUCGUGCACUACGAGACCGACGAGGCCGCCGCCCAGGCCAUCAAGCACGUCAACAACAUGCUCCUGAACGAGAAGAAGGUUUACGUCGGCUAUCACAUCCCCAAGAAGGAUCGUCAGAGCAAGUUCGAGGAGAUGAAGGCCAACUUCACCAACAUCUACGUCAAGAACAUCAGCCUCGAGGCUACUGACGAAGAGUUCCGGGACUUGUUUGCCAAGUACGGCGACGUUACCUCGUCGUCGCUUGCCCGCGACUCCGAGGGCAAGAGCCGCGGUUUCGGCUUCGUCAACUUCACCACCCAUGAGUGCGCCGCUAAGGCGGUUGAGGAACUCAACGGCAAGGAAUUCCGCGGCCAAGACCUCUACGUCGGUCGUGCUCAGAAGAAGCACGAGCGCGAGGAGGAGCUGCGGAAGUCGUAUGAGGCUGCUCGCCUUGAGAAAGCUAACAAAUACCAAGGCGUCAACCUGUACAUCAAGAACCUGGCGGAUGAUAUCGAUGACGACAAGCUGCGCCAGAUGUUUUCCGAGUAUGGCCCCAUCACCUCCGCCAAGGUCAUGCGCGAUGCGGUGACCGAGGGCUCCGCCGAGGAGGAGACAGAGGGCAAGGACAAGGAGAACAAGAAGGAGGGCGAGCAAGCGGCCGAGGCCGAGGGUGAGGCCGAGGGUGCCGAGAAGAAGACGGAGAAGAAGGGCGACCGCCGGCUGGGCAAGAGCAAGGGUUUCGGCUUCGUCUGCUUCAGCAACCCGGACGACGCCACCAAGGCCGUCGCCGAGAUGAACCAGCGCAUGAUCGAGGGCAAGCCGCUCUACGUCGCCCUCGCUCAGCGCAAGGACGUUCGCAAGAACCAGCUUGAGGCUAGCAUCCAGGCCCGCAACCAGCUGCGUAUGCAACAAGCUGCCGCUCAGGCCGGCCUCCCGCAGCAGUACAUGCAGACCCCCGUCUAUUACGCUCCUGGUCAGCAGCCGAACUUCAUGCCUCCCGGCGGCCGUGGCAUGCCGUUCCCCCAGGGCGGCCUCGGCAUGCCUGCUGUGCAGGGUGGCCGUCCGGGUCAGUUCCCCCCCUAUGCUCAGCAGGGCGGCCGUGGUGGCAUGCCUCCCCAGCAGCUACCGAUCUACCCGCUUGGCCAGUUCCCUCCCGGCGCCUACCCUCAGCCCAACAACCCGCAGUUCCUUGCUGCUAUCCAGCAGGUACAGCAGCAGGCCGCCGCUCUCGGUAACGGGCGUGGUGGUCCUGGUGGCCCAGGUGGUCGGGGUAUGCAGGGCAUGCCUGUUCCUCAGGGCAUGCCCGGUGGUCCUGGCAUGGCCGGUUUCCCUCCGAACGGCAGGCCCCAGAAUGGUAACAUGGGUGGUCGCGGCGGUCCUGGCCGUGGUGGCAACUUUGCCGCUGGCCGUGGAGCCCCCCCUGCCGGCCCUCUUGCUGCGGGUGGUGAGCUCAAUGCCAGCUCCCUCCUCCAGUCUCAGCUCACUGCUACCAACAACCCGCAGCAGCAGAAGCAGAUUCUGGGUGAGAACCUGUUCCCCAAGAUCCAGGCCCUUCAGCCGGACCUGGCUGGCAAGAUUACCGGUAUGCUCCUAGAGAUGGACAACGCUGAGCUCGUGAACCUGCUCGAGGAUGAGGCCGCUCUCGUCGCCAAGGUCAACGAGGCCAUGGCUGUCUACGAUGAGUACGUCAAAUCGCAGCAGGGCCCCGGCCAGGGCCCGGCCCCUACACAGGGCGAGGCGGAGGCUGAAAAGCCCAAAGAAGAGAAGGCUGAGGAGAAGGCUUAG